Molecule: messenger RNA, 2470 nt
Organism: Cynoglossus semilaevis (tongue sole)
Lineage: Eukaryota; Metazoa; Chordata; Actinopteri; Pleuronectiformes; Cynoglossidae
Gene: serbp1a
Product: SERPINE1 mRNA binding protein 1a
Exons: 9
Coding region: 108-1286 (392 amino acids)
Cellular component (GO): nucleus; cytoplasm
Molecular function (GO): mRNA 3'-UTR binding
Source: RefSeq, a predicted model, not a curated record
GAAGAGAAGAGGGUCCUUUUCCCAGCCAUCUUGUGGCUUCAUCUAGCGAAGUGUUCGCACUAAGCCCCGUAGAAUCGGAGGAAAAACCUGGCGAAGGGGGCGCCAUCAUGCCCGGACAAAUGCAAGAAGGUUUUGGCUGUGCCAUAACCAAUAGGUUUGAUCAAUUAUUUGACGAUGAGUCGGAUCCAUUUGAGCUGUUAAAGCAGGCUGAAGUAAAGAAGAAGAAGGAGGCUUCUGCCCCUGGUGCCGCCAAGACUGCAGCCCAGGCUGCGAAGCCCCCGAAAAAGGAGUCCCAGAAAGACAGAAAGGCCCCACUGGCUGACAAGAAGGAAGAGAGCCAGGCGCCUGUCCCACUCAAGAAGGAAGGCACUGGUAUGAGAAGAGUAGGCCGCAAGCCAGAGGGUGAAGGCACUAGACCCCAGGCUGGCCAGGGAGAAGGGCGGCCCCCCACAGACAGACGGCCUGUGGACAGGCGGCCCCCUCGUCGCUUUGAGAGGCCUGCUGGUGAAGCUGGAGAGAAACCAGAGGGUGGAGAAUUCUCUGUAGAAAAACCGAUGACUGGUGACCGACCAAUGAGAGGACGUGGAGGCGGCAGAGGUGGCCGCGGUGGCAGAGGGCGAGGCAUCGGCCGCGGGGAUGGCUUUGAUUCCCGAGGAAAGCGUGAAUUCGACAGACACAGUGGCAGUGACCGAUCUAGUCUAAAGGGAGAGGACAAGCGUGGUGGAAGUGGAUCUCACAACUGGGGAACCGUGAAGGAUGAGCUUAAUGAACUUGACCAAUCUAACCUCACUGAGGAGAAUCCUGAAGGAGAGGAGCAUCCUGCUGCUGACUCUGAGAACAAAAGGGAGAAUGAGGCUGAGGAGGUCAAGGAUGAAGCUCCCAAGGAGAUGACUCUGGAUGAGUGGAAGGCCAUGCAGGGCAAGGAAAGAGCAAAGGUGGAGUUCAAUAUCCGAAAAGCAAACGAGGGAGCUGAUUGGAACAAAGGAUUUGUGCUGCACAAGUCCAAAGCUGAGGCCAAGAAAGAUGAAAUAAUUGACCCAGAGGUUGAUGAGCCAAAGGGAGAUGACGAGCACCACUUCCGUAAGCCCGCCAAUGACAUUACAUCUCAGCUGGAAAUUAACUUUGGAGAUUUGGGCCGUCCAGGCCGUGGACGUGGAGGACCACGCGGAGGUCGUGGACGCGGUCGCGGUGAGCCCACUAGGCCGGUUCGUACCGGAAGGACUGACAAGUCAUCAGUGUCUGUACCCAAUGUGGACGACCCAGAGGCUUUUCCAGCCCUGUCCUAAGGCCCAGCUGCUGUUCUCAGGCCAACAGGAGCCUCCUGAGCACCUCCACUACGAGGCCUGCAUGUUCCUGGAUCCUUCAGCAAAGUCAAAUGAUGGAGAAGACUGUCAUUUACUAUGGCACUCAAUGUGAGGACUGAGUUUUAACAAAUAAAACAAAACAAUGAUAAAAAAGAAAAAUUAAUAAAAAACAAAAAGGACUUCUUGCUAUUCUGGAGCAACUUAUUGGUAGAGGUUUUAUACUUGUAAACAAAGUAGCAGGGAUGUUUUCAUACAGUAUUUUUUUCAGAGGUUAUGCAUUGUCCAUUGAUGAAUUUUUGUAAUUGCCGCUUGAAAAUAUGCAUUUUGAAGUGUAAAGCAUCCUGUGGCUUGGUGUGUGCCAUUGCUUGCUCGCUUUAAUACAGCCUGCAGAGACCCAACCCAAGCUCCUUAGCUCUUACUAGGUAUUUUCUGAAGUCACAGCUUCAGUCAUUGAUGAGAUUUAAGGAUUUUGUUUUUUUCCUAAGCACUGGGGUAUUGUUUUAUAUUUUAUACAGGAGGUCUAUUCUUCUAUGAACUCUGGCCCGUAGAUCUUAACUAUUUUCAUAAAUUCUUCAAGAAACUAUCUCACAUGGUGCAUAGAAAUGAAAUUAUGUUAAGGCGAUAGCUGUCUGCAUUUAAAUUUACUGAUAAGGCUCAUAAAUCUGUGUAGGUUUCUUUUUUACUUGAGCAUUUUUAAGGAUAAAUAUUAGGUCAUCUUGGAGAAACACAUCAACGGUUGCUCUGUAUACACAUUUAUCCUCCGGCAACUGGGUUUAUUUGCAGCUGAUUUCUUUCGCGUGUUUAAGUGUUUUUUUGAGGUGCUCAUCACAAUCUGACGUCUCUCCAACAACUCAUCUCUGAUUUACGCACCAUGUGAGUCUGUCUGUACUUCGGAGUAACAGAGGAAGUGUCUUUUUGCAGUUAAGAUUGGCCUUCCUCACAUCCCCUCUGUUUACACACUCCACCCAUCUGUCCUACAGAUGUAACUUGGCCUCGUGUUUUUUUUUUCUUUCUUCAACAGACUCUUUAUUUUCACACCACUGCAUAAUUGCUCUGAAAGAAAUACAGUCGUGCAUUGUGUUGAACAACUGAAGUGCUUUAGAAAUGUGUGAAUUCUAGCCCUGCUAUUGGAGACCUCUGUCGGUAAAUAAAGAUGGUCGAUACAU